AUGGCACACGUGGCCUUGCUGCCCUCGCAGCUCAUCCAGGCGCUGGCGCGUCUCGUACAGGCACUCUCGCAGCCACCGCAUCUGCGCAUGCGCAGCCAAGCACGCGUCGUCUACAAGAUUAAGAUGAUGUCAGAAGGAGCAGAGAGGUUUUGCCAACCCGUUCGUGGAGGAGUUCGUUCUCGUAGACGCGCGCCUCCACCGCCUUCAGAAGCUUCAGCUGCGAGUUCUCAGGCGCGGCCCUCCCGCGCCACACCCACGCGCAGAUGCGGCCCCAGAUCUAAGCACGGCAAUUCCCAAUUGGUUCACAGUAGUAAAACAGGUGCUUUUCAUCCAUUACAAAAUGUAGAUAUAACUCUCAAAAAUGCUCUUCAGAUCAAUAACGGUACUUUAUUAACUUUAUUGGAACGUAAGCUUUUGGGAUAUAUUCAAAUUCGUAAGGGUUCUAAUAAUGUUGGUAUUAUAGGUAUUCUUCAGUCUUUUGCUGCCAUUAAAUUGUUUGUAAGGAGCAAACGUAUUCUAUGA
Molecule: messenger RNA, 522 nt
Organism: Gryllus bimaculatus (two-spotted cricket)
Lineage: Eukaryota; Metazoa; Arthropoda; Insecta; Orthoptera; Gryllidae
Source: the annotation of a GenBank genome assembly